Molecule: messenger RNA, 881 nt
Organism: Carica papaya (papaya)
Lineage: Eukaryota; Viridiplantae; Streptophyta; Magnoliopsida; Brassicales; Caricaceae
Gene: PSBY
Product: photosystem II BY
Biological process (GO): photosynthesis; cell redox homeostasis
Cellular component (GO): membrane; chloroplast thylakoid; photosystem II
Molecular function (GO): manganese ion binding
Source: RefSeq, a predicted model, not a curated record
AUUUUCCUAUCAAAAGCAAAACCAAACCAAACCCAUUUCUCUCUUUAUAGCACCUUCCUUCAACAUCUCAAAACAUAGAUAGAAUAACAAUGGCAGCAACCAUAGCCAUGGCCAUGCUCAAUGCCAAGUGUCUGAACAUCAACUCACCCAAAAUCACCAUCCCUGCAAAACCAACCACAAAACCCACCUCCCUCCUUUCCAUUCAAAACCUCCCAAAAGGUCUAGCCAUCUCAAAACCAAUUCAAACAUUACCAGCCACAACCGCCAUUGCAGGAGCUAUCUUUUCAACUUUGAGCUCAUCUGAUCCCGCCUUCGCUGCCCAACAGAUAGCUGUCAUAGCUGAAGGAGACAAUCGUGGUCUUGCUCUUUUGCUGCCUCUCAUACCAGCCAUAGCCUGGGUCCUUUUCAACAUCUUGCAACCUGCGCUUAACCAGCUCAACCGCAUGCGCAGCACCAAGGGAGUCAUCGUUGGGCUCGGCCUAGGUGGAUUGGCUGCUUCAGGAUUCGUGUCAGCCCCACAGGUCUCGGCUGCCAGUGAGAUCGCCAUGUUGGCUGAUGCAUCAAGCAGUGACAACAGGGGUACACUGUUGUUGUUUGUUGUGGCUCCUGCAAUUCUUUGGGUGCUCUACAAUAUUUUACAACCGGCUCUGAACCAGAUCAAUAGAAUGAGGUCUUGAAAGGGAUUGGAUUUUGUUAAUUUGGGGUGCCAUGUUGAAAAGUUGGCCUGUAUAUUUGCACCUUCUGUUAAUGAAUGGCUUCUAAUUAUUUUGGACAACUUUCUUCUCUUCUACAACAAAAGUGUAAUUGAGUGUUCCAUACAAUUAUCUGAUCUGAUGUACAUCGUUUUAAGUAUAACUCAAAUGAUUUAUAGCGAUUUCUCA